Spea bombifrons (plains spadefoot toad) is the source of this 1965-nucleotide messenger RNA. It is a transcript of the gene GPRC5B, whose product is annotated as G protein-coupled receptor class C group 5 member B. The transcript is spliced from 4 exons. Gene Ontology annotation, molecular function: G protein-coupled receptor activity; sevenless binding; protein kinase activator activity. Lineage: Eukaryota; Metazoa; Chordata; Amphibia; Anura; Pelobatidae. Gene Ontology annotation, biological process: visual perception; G protein-coupled receptor signaling pathway. Bases 258 to 1418 code for a protein of 386 amino acids. The record is from RefSeq and is a predicted model, not a curated record. Gene Ontology annotation, cellular component: plasma membrane; extracellular exosome; signaling receptor complex.
GCAGUAAACUGUAGAGGUGUCAGCAGUAAGAGGAUUCGCGCAGCUCCCGAUAUUGGAAUCUCUCACUAACAAGGCUAUAGGAGAACACGCAGGACAGCAGAUCCACGGCAGAGUCACUCACAAGGAUUACCCCCACUGGAUUGCCUGCGACAUCUGUGCACUGGGGUCCCGGGCAGAUCAUGCAGAGAUGUGACUGCUCACUGCUCCUGUGACCAUCAGCUCCCUGCACAGCCUGCAAUCACACAUCCUAAUUAAAAAUGAAAGUUCAACCUGCUGUGUUCUUACUUCUCUUCUUUCUGGUUGGAUAUGGUUCUUCAGAGCAGUCAACCACUUCUAGAGGCUGUGGGCUUGGUAUAUUCCCACGCUACGUGUACCUUUGUGACCUGGAUGCCAUUUGGGGAAUAGUGGUGGAGGCUGUUGCUGGAGCUGGAGUGCUAACCACCUUACUGCUGAUGUUAAUUUUGCUAGUGAGACUCCCGUUCAUCACAGAACAAGAAAAGAAAAGCCCACUAGGAAUACAUUUCCUCUUUCUUCUAGGGACUCUUGGAUUGUUUGGAUUGGCCUUUGCAUUUAUUAUACAAGAAGAUGAAGCUAUCUGUUCCACCAGGAGAUUUUUGUGGGGUGUGCUAUUUUCUCUUUGUUUUUCAUGCUUACUGGCACAAGCCUGGAGGAUCCGUAAGCUUGUCCAACAUGGCAAGAGUCCAUCUGGCUGGCACCUGUUCGGAAUGGUUAUAUGCCUCAUGCUGGUGCAAGUGAUCAUUGCAGUAGAAUGGAUUAUCCUGACUGUUGUCAGAGAGAAGAAGAUGGCCUGUAAUUAUGAGCCCAUGGAUUUUGUCAUGGUUUUGAUUUACAUCAUGGUUCUAAUGGUGGCUACAUUGGUCCUAUCGUUUUUUACUCUGUGUGGGAAGUUUCAGAAGUGGAAAAAAAAUGGAAUAUGCCUUAUUAUUACAACUUUUCUUUCCGUUUUAAUUUGGGUAGCUUGGAUGACUAUGUACUUAUUUGGUAACAGUGAACUAAGUAAAAAAGAUGAGUGGAACGAUCCGACUUUGGCAAUUGCACUGGUAUCUAGUGGCUGGGUAUUCCUUAUCUUCCACGCCAUCAUAGAGGUCCACUGCACUAUUCUACCAGCCCCACAAGAGAAUACAACAAACUAUUUUGAUACAUCACAGCCACGAAUGCGAGAAACUCCCUUUGAGGAGGAUAUCCAGCUUCCACGUAGCUAUAUGGAGAAUAAGGCCUUUUCUAUGGAUGAACAUGGCGCCAUGAGACCCGGUGUGCUCCGCACUGGUAGUAUGGGAAAUCGACUAAGUGCCCCGUUACGAAGUGGUGUGUUCCAGCCUACCGAGAUGGCCGUGGUACUUAACGGUGGGACAAUCCCUACUGCUCCACCAAGUUACACUGGAAGACAUCUUUGGUGAAAAUCAUAGAGAUUCCAGGGAGUCUCUGAAACAUGUUUUUUUACGCAGUGGUCCAGUCUUUGUGAGGGAGGAAUCAGUAACGAUAGCUGAUCACAGCCGCAGAACAUUCAAGAGGUCGGGUAAUCCUGUCUCAUAGAGCUUAUCUGAAUGUGGACAGCUGUGAACUCUUAAGAUAACAUCAAAAAAUGGACAUUGUUACAACAAACUUGGUUCUAUAAACGUUAGCUUUAUGGAGCAUCCCCCUGCUUUAUCGCUUUUAAUGGAAGAGGUUGUGCACUGCAUUACAAAAUGACAUUUACCAACAUAAGGAUAUUUCUUGCCGGUUGAAAACUUGAUGGCCCUUUUAUUACCCAAGAAUGAAAUUAGAAAUAUGUGUAUAGGUCACUUCCCAAAAAUAUCAUAAUUAAAUAAUUGCAUUGGCUUACUGAAAUCAAAAUGUGACAUGGGAGAUGGCAUACAUACCCAGCUGGUACUUAUAGGUUAAAUAUGGUUCAUUACUGAACAAUUGUGUUCUGUAUAAUUUAUUAUAGCUGUCAUUUCGUAUAUG